Molecule: messenger RNA, 1734 nt
Organism: Lodderomyces margitis
Lineage: Eukaryota; Fungi; Ascomycota; Pichiomycetes; Serinales; Debaryomycetaceae
Exons: 1
Coding region: 1-1734 (577 amino acids)
Source: RefSeq, a predicted model, not a curated record
AUGGAUCCCUUUCAGGACAAGAUCAAGCCUAGAUCACGACCUGUGUCGGCGAUUAUAUCAACUACUACAACCAAUGUCACUUCUUACAAUCACGGAACGCAUUUUCUGCCAACAUCUGCAACGCUGGUAACUUCAAAUGUUUCAGAUCAAACUUCCCAAGCACAACCCACUUCAACAUCAAAUCAUCUUUUGCAAAAUGCCAGCUCCACAUCAGAACCUUUGAAGCUAUUGCUGCGUGCUCCAGUCGAGAAGGAGUCGAGGAAGUCACCUAUGUACAUCACAAAGAAGGAUAUUCUCAAAAAUGAGUUGCGUACUGGGACAACAUCCGGGCUUAACGACUCUAACCAUGACCGAAAAGAGUUGCAAUUCCUUGUUUCGAUUUACUCCCCCGGUCUCCGUCCGUUACACCACACAAGUUUAGUCGACCGAUUGAAAAGCAGGUUGCCCAAGAUUGUGGAGAAUAAUACUGAUGUCAAUUUAUCAUUACAUUUAUUUCUAGCGACAAUCAUGGUGCAGUUUGUCAACCUGUGGUACUUGACGAAACUCAAUACCAACAACUUGGAGUUUUUAAAGACUGUUUAUGAUGAUAUCUUGGUUGUUUUGGUAAGAGACAUAGCUAAGAGAAUCGGGGCCAUAAAUAGUUUCGAUUUAUUGCACGUGGCUGAUGAUUUGAUGUCAAUCUUGAAUACCCAUUUGACAGAGUUGGUUGGCAAUGUGGAUGGAAAGUAUCCCUAUAAAGUUAUCGACGAUUAUUACAGUCUGGCUGAGAGGGAAAACAAUUUAUACUACGAUUCGUCUAAGGAUCCAAAAGAUGUGCUUCAGAUGUAUCUUGCACAAAAGCAUCUCAUUUUUGACCACUCCAAUGAGCCAAAUGAAGAGCAGCUCCUGCUAUACUUGCGAGUAAUGGUGAAAGAAAUACUACGGAAUGUAAUGCAAAACAAUGCAAAGGAUUCAGUGUUUACUUCAAAAAUCACAAGUGAUUUGCUAGUUUUGAUAGUAGGGGAUUUGGUGAUGAAUAGACUUUUGCAAAAGGUGUCGUCGCUGAAAUUUUUACUAGGUUCGAUCAACAAAUUUGUGACAAAACUGUUGAUGGGAAUGAAGGAGAGGAACAAGGGUAAGGAAAAGACUCUGCAGAAGAGUUCACAGCAAUCGCUAAUUACUACAAUCAUGGCGACUGCGUAUACCAUAUGUGAAAUGAUUCUAACCUUGGUGCUAUCAAUCAGAGUAUCUUCUGGAUAUGCAGCUCCUUUCGACGUGAUUAAAUCCUCAAUUUUUCUCCUCUUGGGAACAUUGUUUGCUCUUCGGGAGACCAAACCGUUGGUAUAUACCCUUGUGGUAUCGGUGAAGUACUUCAUUUUGAGCAUUCCAUGGUUAAAAAAUGGUAUCAAUAACGUGGGUCUGACUUUUGCAACAGAUUUUUUGAAUACAAUACUUACAGCUGAAGCGGUGCACAAAGUUAUAGACGAAUUGCGGAUUCAGCUUUUUUAUUCGGAUCGUAAGGACACAGGUGGAGAGGAUGAGAUUGUUUCAGUUGACAUUGUCGCUGACAACGUUGCCGAGUUAUUUAAUCACUUUCCCAUAGGGAAACAAUAUUGUCCGGAUCGAAAUAGAAUCAAGCAGGUCUUGAUUGUAUUUGACCGUGAUGAAGAGCUAGAUCCUAAUAAUAACACCAACCAGUAUCUAGUUAUUAAAAUGUUUGACCGUAUUGUUCAUGCAGCAUAUAAUGAUAUUUAA